Arabis nemorensis is the source of this 633-nucleotide messenger RNA. The record is from the annotation of a GenBank genome assembly. Lineage: Eukaryota; Viridiplantae; Streptophyta; Magnoliopsida; Brassicales; Brassicaceae.
AUGAAGGAAAAUACGAGAAACCCUCUUCAUCUAAAGUCGUUGAAUCACAUAUCUCUUCUAUGUCGAUCCGUGGAGGAAUCAAUGAGCUUUUACCAGAACGUUUUAGGGUUUCUUCCCAUUCGUAGACCAGGCUCUUUUGAUUUCGAUGGCGCUUGGUUGUUUGGUCAUGGAAUUGGGAUUCAUCUUCUUCAAUCUCCAGAACCUGAGAAAUUACUCAAGAAAACAGAGAUUAAUCCCAAGGAUAAUCACAUUUCUUUCCAGUGUGAGAGCAUGGAAGCAGUGGAGAAGAAGCUCAAGGAAAUGGAGAUUGAGUAUGUAAGAGCAGCAGUUGAAGAAGGAGGAAUCCAAGUGGACCAAAUCUUCUUCCACGAUCCUGAUGGAUUCAUGAUCGAGAUAUGCAAUUGCGAUAGCCUCCCCGUUAUCCCACUCGCAGGAGAGAUGGCUCGGGAUGAUGCUAUCGGCCUCAAGAAGAAGUUGUCGCCGGAAGUUUUGGAUGAAAGCUUCUGCGCAUUUGUCGACAUCAUGAACCAUCGUGGACUUGCUUUCGAGCUUAUUGCCAUUCGAAGGAAUUGUCACCGAUCUUCUCUUCUCUGUGAGAAUCAUCUUGGAGUUGGUGCCAGGAAGUUGUUGUAG